UAGUCAUCUUGUCCAGCCCUACGGUAGUAUCCUUUCGGUGAAAAGUAAAUACAAAGUCCGGAUUUGAUCGGACCCUGGUUAUUAGGUCUUGGGUCCUCUCCGCAAAAUCCCGGACCUGUCCGGGGAGCGCGUAAGCUGCUUGCAUUAGCACAGGUACCUAAUACGAUUCAUCUGAAGAAGCUGUAGAUUUAACGAACCCCGGGAUUAACUCUCGAGUUCAAUGUUAUAAACCCCUUCUGUCUUUCAAAUAGCUAUUAGACCGUUUAUGCAUAGAGAUUUCCUUGGUCGACCUCACCUUAGUGCAUGAAACUCAUAUUAGCCAAGUAGAUAAGUAUGGUCUUUCCAUCGGUAGAAGCAGUAUCAAAGAGUCCGGCAUUCCCGACGGCAAUAUGGAAACUCCAGCCGCAUCAGUACGGCCUCUUGCCUGUUGCCGCUGGAAGAGGGGGGCCCCUGAAUAUCAGCUGGGAGAUCCACGGCGAAGGGCCUAUUAAGCUUAUUUUGAUCGGUGGCAUUGGCCUGACGAAGGCGGAUUGGCAGCAGCAAACCUUGUACUUCGGCCACGAACGUGGAGAUAAGUACUCCGUGCUUGUCUUCGAUAAUCGCGGUGCAGGCAAGUCAGAUAAACCGGUGAUGCGGUAUAGUACGUCAGAGAUGGCGCGUGAUUUGCUCGAGGUCAUAGAUUAUCUCGGUUGGACAGCAGAUCGUCAACUUCAUAUCUCAGGCGGCAGUAUGGGUGGCAUGAUCGCGCAGGAGGUUGCAGUCCUAGCACCGGAGCGCAUUGCUAGUCUGAAUCUGCACUGCACCGCGGCUAAGUUAGAGAAUAAUGGCACAUUCAAGGAGAGUAUGGGCCGCCUUGGUGCUUUGUUCCCUAGAAGUCUCGAGAGUGAGAUCCGCUCAACGGCAAAUGGAUGUUUCCCUGAGGAGUGGCUCCUGGCCCCGGACGAGGCAGAGCCGCCUAGCGAGAAAACACCCAAGUGCGAAGUACCUACUGGCGGGUACGGGAAGUUCGACAGCAACUACGAGCGAUUUGCAGCGCAAGAGAUACAUAUGCGGCGGAGCAAGAACGGGUUUCUACUGCAGGCGGUUGCUGGCGGGUUCCACCGAAAGAGCCCCGAACAGCUGAGAGAUCUGGCGGAUCGGGUAUCUAGGGAAAGGAUCAUGGUCUUGCAUGGAACUGCGGAUAGGAUGAUUCCGGUGGAUCAUGGUAGGAAGUUGAUCGAGUAUCUGAACCCUGGGAAGGCGUUGAUCGUUGAAGGGCUGGGACAUGCACCGAUUCAACAGAUGACAAAAUGGUUUAACGAGUUGCUAGAACAGAGGUGUGCCCUUGGCGAAAAGUUGAGUGGGAGAUGAAAUGAAUUACACUUUGGUAAAAUAGGGGGAAACAUAUUAAUUAGCAUGACUCAGGAUGGCAAUAUUUCCAACUCAUCUUCAACGCUAUAUAUUUUUGAUAUAGAAACCGUAUUACUUCUUACGCGAAGCAUUAGGUACCUAGGUAGUCAUAAAUGUUACUAAGUUGGGGACAGGGACAAA
This is a messenger RNA of Daldinia vernicosa, 1530 nucleotides long. Its product is annotated as alpha/beta-hydrolase. NCBI's taxonomy places the organism in Eukaryota, Fungi, Ascomycota, Sordariomycetes, Xylariales, Hypoxylaceae. The transcript has 5 exons. The coding region runs from base 334 to 1350 and encodes 338 amino acids. The record is from RefSeq and is a predicted model, not a curated record.